AUGCCAUCACGUGCGGCACUUAGAGACUUGAAUUGCUGUGGUCGUAACUUUUGUCCCGUUAACUCAGCUAACUGUGAGGCUACCUUUCACUCCAAAAAAACCACAAUGCAUUUUGUCCGAUGGAGAAAAAUCCGACGGACUGCUCCCGAAUUGACGGAUAACUUAGUCUACAUUGUUGGCACACAUUUGGACUCCAUCGGCGAAAGACCCGUUCACAUCGAGCACGCCAUUUUGCCUCCCAUCGCAUAUGCAAUGAAAAAGAUGACUGGGUGGCCAGCACUAAAGCAGCCUACAAAGCGAGGACCGCAAAGGAAAAUAGUGCCGGCGGAUUCGACGGUACCAGCUGGCACAGUUAUACUUCAGCCUAUUCAAUCCACAGUACCAAGUGUAGUAAAACGCGAACAAGUAUCUGACGCACAGCUUCUGAGACGUUCUGUUGUUACGACUGUUCCAGUGGAGGCGGGUGUUCAACUGCCCUCGGUCACAGAUAAACCUCUGGUCAGCCAGGAACCCUACCUGCCUGGGGAAUACACGCAGCCCGGCACUAGGGAACUAUCAACUAAGCUCCAAAAAUUUUUAUACAGACGUUUUAUUCAACCAGCACUUAUACCAAUAAGCAACUUUACACCCAUAUAAAAUCCCUCCCUUUGAAAAAUGGAAUUUAACAGCAGAUUGUCCACUGGAAAAUUGCUGAACCAGUGAUCAACACGAAGCACUUCCAAGCUCUUCGAUGCUAGGCAAUACCAAAGAUUAUG
This is a messenger RNA of Dicrocoelium dendriticum, 755 nucleotides long. NCBI's taxonomy places the organism in Eukaryota, Metazoa, Platyhelminthes, Trematoda, Plagiorchiida, Dicrocoeliidae. The record is from the annotation of a GenBank genome assembly.